Messenger RNA from Setaria italica (foxtail millet), 1773 nucleotides. Its product is annotated as diacylglycerol O-acyltransferase 2D. The transcript is spliced from 9 exons. Gene Ontology annotation, cellular component: endoplasmic reticulum membrane. Gene Ontology annotation, molecular function: diacylglycerol O-acyltransferase activity. Gene Ontology annotation, biological process: triglyceride biosynthetic process. Lineage: Eukaryota; Viridiplantae; Streptophyta; Magnoliopsida; Poales; Poaceae. Bases 285 to 1292 code for a protein of 335 amino acids. The record is from RefSeq and is a predicted model, not a curated record.
AUCAGAUCGGCCGCUCACCACACCAACCGCAGGCAGCGAGAGACUGCGAGACCGCUGCGCUGGCAGGACCGCAGGAGGAGCCACCGCGGAGAGGGAGGAAAAGAAAUCCCGGGGAAACACGUCGGAACCAACCACAACGCAGUCGGGCGCGAGCGAGGGAGGGAGGCGGACCACGCUAGAACCCUCUCUACGCCACCACCAGCAGCACAGCACCCCCUCUUCUCCGUCUCGCUGCCCACUCGAGCUCGACGCCUCGGGGCUCCCGCCGGCGGGCGGCCCGAUCGAUGGGGGCGGGCACCACCACCAAUGGCCUGCCCAACGGCGCGGCGGCCAAGGGGGAGCGGGCAGGGGACGGGACCGCGGUGUUCCGGGGCACGGCGUACGCGCCGCUGCGGACCACGGUGGCGCUCGCACUCUGGCUCGGGGCCAUCCACUUCAACGUCUUCCUCGUCCUCGCCUCGCUCUUCCUCUUCCCGCGCCGCGUCGCCGCCCUGGUGCUGGCCACGCAGCUCUUCUUCAUGUUCGUGCCCGUCAAUGAUAAGAGCAGAUUGGGCCGCAAGAUCGCCAGGUUCAUAAGCAGGUACGUGAUUGGGUAUUUUCCCGUCACUUUGCAUUUGGAGGACUACGACGCCUUCGAUCCCAGCAGAGCUUACGUGUUCGGCUAUGAGCCUCAUUCUGUUUUGCCCAUCGCUGUCGGGAUCCUCGGGGACCUUGUUGGAUUCAUGCCGCUACCGAAGAUGAAGAUUCUUGCAAGCAGUGCGGUGUUCUAUACCCCGUUCCUUAGGCAAAUAUGGACGUGGUUGGGGUUGGCUCCUGCAUCAAGGAAGAGUUUCUACUCCUGCCUUGGAGCUGGUUAUAGCUGUAUCAUAGUGCCCGGAGGUGUGCAGGAAAUACUUCAUAUGGAUCAUGAUUCAGAGGUUGCUUUUCUUAAAUCAAGAAAAGGUUUUGUUAAGAUAGCUAUUGAGAUGGGUUGCCCUGUAGUCCCUGUUUUUGCUUUCGGACAGAGUUACGUAUACAAAUGGUGGAGACCAAGUGGCAAAUUAAUUGUCAAGAUUGCUAGAGCAAUCAAAUUUUCUCCAAUUAUCUUCUGGGGAAAAUUGGGAACUCCCAUACCUUUUGCUACACCAAUGCAUGUGGUUGUUGGAAGGCCAAUUGAAGUUGUAAAGAACCCUCAGCCUACCACCGAUGAGAUCAAUGAAGUCCACAAGCAAUUUGUCGCUGCAAUGCAAGAGCUAUUCGAGAAAUACAAGGCCAGAACUGGAUACCCCGACCUUCAGUUAAGAGUUCUAUGAUGACAUGCUGUUCCAACCAAAAGUUCUUACAAGCUGGGUUGAAGGGAUAAAAUCGCUAUGCAGGCCCAUCAAUUCAAUUGCUCGUACCAUUGGAGCUGUGUAAUGUUUCAACUGAAGAAGAUCUCUCAAUCAGAAUCCAGUAGCAUCAAAUGUACUACAAGUUAGUAGCAGCAGCUUGGCUGGAUGUCCGUGUGAUGUGCUCCUAACAUCUUUUGGUGCCCUCGAGGCUCCGAUGCAAAUAUAUGCAUUGGUUUGCAUUUGUUUACUAACAGAAAAAACCUAUAGCAGAUUUAGGUUCAUUGACCUUGGAGCCUGUACGAGAAACUUAAAGCUUUCGUAUGGCAUGCCGCUUCAGAUUGGAGCAGCACAACAGACCUGAAUAACGCUUUGUACACGAAAGGCUUCAGUACACGAACCCUGCUGCAUUGAUAUUAGCAGUUUACUAUUGCUUAAUCAAAAGGAAUAAGAGAGUACACAUUAA